Messenger RNA from Lingula anatina, 982 nucleotides. Its product is annotated as excitatory amino acid transporter 3-like. NCBI's taxonomy places the organism in Eukaryota, Metazoa, Brachiopoda, Lingulata, Lingulida, Lingulidae. The record is from RefSeq and is a predicted model, not a curated record.
GCAGCAAAAUGCCCACUUCAUCCUGCAAAAAGUGUGACCCAAAAUCGACCAAAGGAUGCCUUAUUAAGAACAGAUUACUGAUCGUUUCGAUGAUUGGGAUAUGUUUAGGUAUCACCCUUGGCUUAGGGCUUCGACCAGCUUCCCUCUCGGAAUCCACCAUAAUGUGGAUAGGUAUUUGGGGAGAGUUAUUUCUGCGCAUGCUCAAAAUGAUCAUCAUUCCGCUGAUAAUAGCUUGUCUCGUUACAGGUGUCGGAGCUUUAGAAGACAAGGCCAGUGGUCGUCUUGGAAUUGCAACUCUGGUGUACAUAAUUGUUACCCAGAUUAUUGGGGUCAUGAUUGGUAUUAUGCUGGCAGUUUCUAUCAGACCAGGAACUAAUUUGGGCGAUGAAGCUCAAUUUGGAACUGCCAGUAGCACAGAAUAUGGGGAUACAUUUGCAGAUAUGUUAAGAAACCUCUUCCCAGAAAACGUGGUUCAGGCAUGCUUGCAACAUGUGGGGACCGAGGUUUCCUCAAACACAAGCAAGAAAAAUGCCGGUUUUGCCACGAACUUGACCAAACCAUCAAAAUUGGUGAUUUAUAAAGAUGGAACAAACUUAUUAGGGAUAGUAGUAUUCAGUUUGGUGUUUGGUUGGAGAGUUCACGCUGCCGGUGAAGUUGGAAAGCCCGUUUACAACUUCUUUGUCGGUGUCUCAGUGGUCAUAUUCAAGAUGUUGACUCUAAUCUUCUGGUAUGCUCCACUGGGAAUUGCCAGUUUGAUAGCGGCCUCCAUUCUUCGUGUUGAAGACAUCUCAACGGCCUUCCUGUCACUUGGUCUACUCGUUCUUAGCGUCGUUGUUGGUAACCUGUUUCAUAUGUUGGUAGUUUAACCGUUUAUUUACUUCGCCUUUGUGCGCAAGAACCCCUACAAGUACAUGUUUAACCUCCUGGAAGCACUGCUGGUCGGAAUAGUGCCACCAAGCGGGUAGAGCUAUCCAAUUUUGUU